Molecule: messenger RNA, 2824 nt
Organism: Triplophysa rosa
Lineage: Eukaryota; Metazoa; Chordata; Actinopteri; Cypriniformes; Nemacheilidae
Gene: cnn1b
Product: calponin 1, basic, smooth muscle, b
Exons: 7
Coding region: 80-970 (296 amino acids)
Biological process (GO): actomyosin structure organization
Molecular function (GO): actin binding
Source: RefSeq, a predicted model, not a curated record
UGCGAUGUGGCCCGAACCUUCCCGCAGGAUCUGACAGCGGAACCGGACCUGUAAGUCCAGUUUGACUUGUGAAGACACGAUGACAACUCACUUCAAGAGCGGACCCGCUUUCGGACUGUCUGCAGAAGUCAAGAGUAAGCUGGCCCAGAAGUAUGACCCUCAAAAGGAGGAGGAGCUAAGAAUGUGGAUCCAUGAGGUCACAAGCCGCAAACUUCCAGACAACUUCAUGGAGGGAUUGAAAAAUGGAGUUAUCCUGUGCGAGCUCAUUAACACCCUUCAGCCCGGCUCCGUGAGAAAGAUCAGUAACUCCCCUCAAAACUGGCAUCAGCUGGAAAAUAUUGGUAAUUUUGUACGAGCCAUUCAAGAGUAUGGACUGAAGCCACAUGAUAUAUUCGAGGCCAAUGACCUGUUUGAGAACGUCAAUCACACUCAGGUGCAAUGCACUCUUAUCACCCUGGCCGGGAUGGCUAAAUCUAAAGGUUUUCACUCUAAAUAUGAUAUUGGAGUAAAAUACGCAGAGAAACAGCAGCGUAGAUUUGCUCCCGAGAAGCUGAGGGAGGGACGCAACGUCAUUGGACUGCAGAUGGGAACCAAUAAGUUUGCCAGUCAGAAAGGCAUGACAUCAUACGGCACACGGCGUCAUCUUUAUGACCCUAAAACAGCAAUGGAAAAUCCUCUGGACCAAUCGACAAUCAGCCUGCAGAUGGGCACUAACAAAGGAGCCAAUCAGUCUGGCAUGACGGCCCCAGGCACCAAGCGCCAGAUCUUCGAUAAGAAGCUGGAUAUGGAGAUGUGCGAUACCUCUACUGUCUCUCUGCAGAUGGGCACCAACAAGGCGGCGUCCCAGACCGGCAUGACUUCCUACGGUCUGCCCCGCCAAGUGUACGACAGCAAGUAUUGCUCCACCCCUAAUGACUACAUCAACAACGGCCAGGACUCAGAGAUGGAUGGAUAUCAGUAUUCCGACUAAGAGGAAAAGACAGCUCCCAGCACACAGCUUUUUUUAAAAUCACCUGCGCUAUUUCUGAUAUUCCAAAUUCAUUUUGACCAAGUAGGACCAGCUUGAUCUCUGUUUAAUGACACCACGGCCUCCGGUCAGUGCUGAGUACUUCAGUGACCGAUGCUUCACGGGGGAAAAUGGGAGGAUUUUUUUAAGCACUGGCUUUUCCAGCUUUUCACUUGUGUAGUUUUUUUUGGGUGUGCCAUUCUCCUUCAAGUGCAUGGUCCAGAUUUUAUGAAAGAACGCAGAUGAAAAGUAUGGAGGUUUUAUUUACAACACCUCAUAAUGUUAUAGAAUGGAAGUGGAUUUGGUCGCAUCCCCAGCUGUUGUGGUCUAUGUAUUCAUAAAACUCUUUUGAUUGGAUUAAAGGAGAGGAAGUCCACAGGCAUCGUUGCGAACGUUCGAUCAAAUCAACAGAUCCCUAAAGGAUGAGUUUAUCACCAGCCAACAGAGAAAUUGAACUAAAGAAAAACAAGACAUAUUUAUCAGAACAGAUAAAAAAACGUUGACAGAUCUUUGUUAUUCAGUUUUAAUUAAAUAGAAUUUAAAUAGAAUGAGAUUAUAGUUAACAUGACCUACAAUGCAUCGUUACAGUUCUGAGGAUGUUUCUUUGAUGGUUGAACCCGUUCUUUCUAUACAGGUCGCAUAUCUGCAAAAACAAUCCUGAUAUCCAGAUAUGGGUGAACUCUGCUAGGGAACAAAUAAGAAUAUAGGGAUUUCCCCCGGUAUCUGUGAAGUGUUUGGAUCCGAAAACAUAUCUUACUGGAAAAUCACAUUGGAGUUUUUGAUUUAUCAUACGUUCAUGUAGAUUUCAGCCAACGUGAAGGUGGGCUGACUCUCUUAAAUUGAAAUUAAAGAGUGCUUCAUUUCAUGCAUUGCUUAAAAUAAAUGUUGUGAAGAAAACCAUUUAAGCAUUAGGAUGAACAUUAUGGUUUUCUAAUGCUAUUGCUAGGCAGGUUCUGACGAAUCUAAAGUGUAUUAAGACAUGUUAACUAAACCUGACCGAGUUCAAUUUCAGUGGCAAUGCAACUACCUAUGGAUAUACAUUCGAAUGAAUAAAAUGAUUAAAUAAACAGACCUUUAGCCUGCCAAAAUUCACUCUUCAGUUUUUUUUAAAGACUUAGAACUGCACUGUUGCUUUGAUAAGAGGGUCACGGUUUAGAAGCCUAGUAGUAACUGUAUUGACAUGACAGCAUCAAUGUGCCUCACAGGAGGCGAGUUCAUUUCAUGACUACAACAUAUGGAUAGAUUACCCUAGUGUUUUUUAAUUCCUCAUUUUCAAGAUCUGAAAGGACAUUCAGAAAUUUUUUGAUCAUGGAAACAGAACAUAAAACGUUGAUGCUUUAAAAUGUGUUAUUUAUGAAGCUUACCAACAAUGGCUGAGCAAAACCUAAUAAAUCACAGUAAUUUUCAAAUUACUUGUGUUUAUCUUUCCAUUAACAUCAUUAAAACGUUUCUGUUCCGUUUUCCCAGUGUGUGCAAAUAUAUCCUGAAAAAUGACCAGACCAAAAUAUCAUCAUAGAAACGAACAGAAAACAGAUUUUCACAAGUAAGAAUAUGCAAAUGAUUUAUUGACACUAAGUGGUCUUAUAAAAACCAAAAUCAUAGAUAAUGAACUGAAAUAAUGAACUGAAAUGAAAACAUCCAUUGCUUUUCUGUAACGCUAAACAAAAUGAAAACUACAUUCAUAUGGGCAGCUAAAUUAUUCACUUAAAUUAUGUCUAAACCUCCAGCCAUGGUUUUAUUAGGUCUUAAAGAUAAAAUACAAGACAGUGAUUUAUAAAGUACUAAAAAAUCCUUAAGUGUUUUUGGUCAUCAAAACUA